This is a messenger RNA of Petromyzon marinus (sea lamprey), 7850 nucleotides long. RefSeq names its product glutathione hydrolase 1 proenzyme-like. Gene Ontology annotation, molecular function: leukotriene-C(4) hydrolase activity; glutathione gamma-glutamate hydrolase. The record is from RefSeq and is a predicted model, not a curated record. Gene Ontology annotation, cellular component: plasma membrane. Gene Ontology annotation, biological process: glutathione catabolic process; leukotriene D4 biosynthetic process; inflammatory response. NCBI's taxonomy places the organism in Eukaryota, Metazoa, Chordata, Hyperoartia, Petromyzontiformes, Petromyzontidae.
GACUUCUCGAUUCACUCAUUACUCCAUUCACCCUUGCACUCAUCCAUCAUCACACCCAUUCACUCACGCGUCCACCUACCCAUCAAUGCAUCCGUGUACAGGAUGUAUUCAUACGCUGAUCAAGUAAUCAUCUACCCAACCACGCAUCCCAUUCAUAAUUCCACCGGCGAUCCGACCCCUCCUGCGCUUAUACUCUAUAAAAGACGCCCCCACUUGGCCACACACACUGAGCGCACUCCUCUGCUGUGGUGCCUGUUAAAUCACUUCCCCUUCGCCCCAAGAUUCUCCCAACCUCCUACUCCUUCCUCAUCGCUUCUCCCAACUCUCCAGAACCACCAGCGGCGUUCAGCUUUGCAGCACUUCGGGGGUGGGGGGUUAGACGCUGAGAGAGCUUGACGCAUCAUGCAGAAGUAGUCGGGGGAGUAGAUAGGCGACUGACCGACUGACGGAUGACCCAGCAAGCCGGAGCCAUCCAACUCCAGCGGACGUUCAUCUUUUCGCACGACUGCGGCGCUGGGCGCUGCGAGCUUACGGGCAGCAGGGGGUUAUAGAGCACCGGCAGAAGCAGUGGGCAAACACGGCAAAGCAGGUCCGGUAGCCAGUUUGGGGACGAACCGACUGACUGACUACCCGACGGUUUUCCCUACCACCCAAAUGAAAUGCCUCCUCCUCCGCACGGAGACUCCGGGAGGCGGGCGAGGCGAGGGGGUCUCUGCCGGCGAGGGUCGCGGUGCUGGGCGUGCGGCCUCGUGGUGGCCGUCGCGAGCCUCGUGGUCCUCACGCUGCUGCUCGUGUUAGCGGCGCUGCUGCAGCCGGGCCAUCGACGGGGCCCCGAGGAUCCGGAAAAAUGCGACAGCGUCCACAGCGAAUGGCCCAGCUACCAACGCGGGGCCGUCGCUUCGGACGCGACGCGAUGCUCCAUCGUGGGCAGGGACGUUCUGAAGGUAGGAGGCUCUGCGGUGGAUGCAUCCAUAGCUACCCUGUUCUGCACCUCGCUGAUGAACCCACACAGCAUGGGUCUGGGAGGGGGCGUCAUUUUCACCAUUUACAAUCCGGCCGGAGGGGAAACGGAAGUGAUUAUGGCGAGGGAGAGGGCUCCGAGGAAUCUACCGCCAUCCAUCAACGACACACUUUGCAAGCGAAAUAUCCUUUCCAUGGAGCCAUUGGCGAUCGGCGUUCCAGGCGAGCUGCGAGCCUACGCCCUCGCCCACCGCCGGCACGGCCGCCUGCCCUGGCACAAGUUGUUGGAGCCGAGCAUCCGGAUGGCUCGCGAUGGCGUCCCGGUGUCACGGGAGCUGGCCGAGAAGCUCGCCAAAAUCGACGAGAGGGUCAAAUUCAAAAAUGACUCCGAAAUCUGCGCUCUCUUCUGCUGGCCCAACGGCACCGUCAAGAAGGAGAACGACAUCGUGCGCUACCCAGCGCUCGCGCGCACCCUGGAGACGAUCGCCAGGGAAGGCGAGGACGCGUUUUACAACGGCUCCCUGGCCACACUGCUGGUCGAAGACGUCCGUGCGAAAGGUGGUGUGCUGAGCCUGGAGGACUUGCGGUCAUACCACGCCGAAAUCGUGAAACCGCUGAUCUUCCCCGUCGGCAAGUACACCCUCGUCACCCCGGCACCUCCGGGGGGAGGCGCGAUCCUCACCUCCAUCGUCAAUGCUCUCUCCGCAUUCCACAUGCAGAGGAGGGAGAUGCAGGACACUGAGGGCAGGGCCCUUGACUUCCACCACAUGGUCGAGGUGCUCAAGUUCGCUUACGCGCAGCACAGGGAGCUCGCUGACCCCGAGUUUGAGAACAUGGCCCAGAAGGUGCAGGAGCUGAUGUCUCCGGCGUACGGCGAGAAGCUGCGACGGCUUAUCCAGCACGACCGCACCCACGAGCGAUCCUUCUACACGCCCACUGAGCCCGACAAGCCCCACUACGGCACGUCGCACCUCUCCGUGCUGGCCGAGGACGGCGGCGCCGUUUCCGUCACCAGCUCCAUCAACUUUUAUUUUGGUUCGCAGGUCGUGUCGAACAGAACCGGCAUCAUUCUCAACGACCAAAUGUCCGACUUCUCCUGCCCUCAACCCGGCAAACCGGCCUUCAACUUCAUCGAGCCAUGGAAACGUCCCAUCUCGUUCAUGAGCCCGAGCCUCCUCCUGGACGAACAUCGCAUGGUUAAAAUGGUGAUCGGGGCUUCGGGUGGCUCCAAGAUCACAGCGGCGAUAGCACAGGUCUUGGCGAACGUGCUGUGGCUUGGCUACGAUCUGCCAAAUGCAGUGUGCCAGCCAAGACUCUACAUCAAUCAGGAAGACUUCUUCCUGCAGAAUGAGACAGGCUUCAAUGAGGCCAUCAAGCUGCUUUUGGAGAAGAAAUCCCACGUGUUCACGCAGACAUUCCCCAGUGUUGGUGUGGUGCAAGCCAUUUGGCGCGAGGGCAGAGCCAUAACAGCUGUGUCUGACGCUCGGAAGUAUUCAAUGGCCGAUGGCUAUUAGGCCAGGGAGAGGGCUGCCCUCACUCAGGCUGAGCUGCAAGCACCCUCCGUCACUCUCCUCUGCCAAGUGUCUCCGACGCUUCAAGCGCUCUGUCCGUCGGAUGCUUGGAGAGAGGCCUACGCAUGUGGCAUCUCCCAAGCGCCGCUCCGCUACGAGGACAAAAAACUCAACUCAAUGAUCUUGUCAUGUUAACAGCUCGGCGCGUCAAGUCCUGUUCCUCCGCUGUGCCCUUCGAAGUUGUGAGAUUCACGAGAACUUGCCGGUCAGUGGCCUCCAGCUGGUAAGGUGCUAGCAAGAGGCCCACGAAUUAUGUGGCAUCUCGCAAGCGAUGUCCCUCCUCGUGUUCAUAGCUUCAAAAUGCAUCACAAGUUCUGCUGCUUGCGAGGCAUCCUUCGAAGUUAUCCGCUGCACAAUGUAUUCGCUCGGGCUCGCAUGUCCCAUAGGCGUCAACUCGACCUGGAUAGAAUAGCGGUGGUGUCACAGUUUCUUGUCGAGAUUUUAUUAUCGGAGGGCUUAGAUUUUUAUAUGUGUAAUGUGCAACAACAAAGUCGUCAUUUUAAACGUUUUUGCGUGUGUGUGUGGGGGGGGGGGGAGUUGUUCCAAGGUGGAAUAACGCUGGAAGGGAAAGAUAGCACAAUCAUAAUAAGAAUCAUCCAAGCCAUCUCCUCUACCUCUGCGAUAUGUUUUCGGGUUGUACCGCGUGUUGCUUUGCACACUCCAUCCCCGAUGUUGUCAAUGUGAAAACACAUCGGAGAGCUGUACGGCCCAGCAGCAAAAAAGAAAAGCACUCGGUAAUAAUUCGUCUGCUGUGCCACUGUAAUGACACUGUACAGUGGUAAAUGUAAAUUCGGCCUUCAGUUCUGUUUGCACGGCCUCGGUGGCCUAGUGUGGAAAACUGUACGUGGGUUACACAACACUUUGAUGCGAGAGUUCAAAGUCAAAGCCAUUUCCUGCACACAAGAGCGUUGAGGCAGUGCUCAUGGCUGUUUACAGCCCUGAGCCAGUGGCGAACAUUCCACAUUCAAAUUGCUGUGGCCACAGGACAACCGACUGUUGACUUCCCCACAAGGUGGUACUCGAUUUAUUGAACUUUGAGGGAUGAUUGGCCGAGUGAAACGCCAACCGGGGUGAACUAGCGACGCUCGUAUUGUGAGCCGCUUGCUGCACUGCUGAGCAAUGUGACCGGAUGAUGAUGAUGACGAUAAUGACAGAGUUUGCUUUGUUACAAUCCACAUUUGCUGUGCGCACUGCCUGAUAGUGGUGCGACAGUGGAGAUAAUCACAGCAGUGGGGAAGUCUCAGUAGGACUGCCACUCUGUGGCAAGACUUGUAAGAUUCUUACGUCGUACAAUAUAUCAAUGUAUCAUACGACAUAAGAUUCACGAUCGGUGUAUCGCCUGCUUGCCAAAAUAUCCUGAUUAUCGUUUGUUGUUUAAAAAAAUAUAUAUUUUAUUUCAAAUAACUUAGUUGUAAACAAGUAGCCUAAAUUAGUAUAUUUUAUUUUGUUUUCUGGAGUAAAUGUAAUGGCGGUUACAGUAUUCGAUGUCAUCAUUUUGGUAGAUAGUUUAUGCGUUUAAAUAUUUCCCAAUUGUUUAACUGACAUCACGUGUGCUAGAAGACUUUUGGUAUGCUGAUGUUGAGUGAGCUGCAGUUAAAUUACUUUUAAUUUGUACUGGAAGUAAUUCUUCUUCGGCGCUCUGCCUUGACAGCAUGUCCUUGGUUACCAUCCUCUGCAUUCUCCUCUGUUCUCUGCCCUCCGCUUGACUUGCACAUGUGACCCUUCAACUUCCCCAACAUGCCAAUCCCCGGCCUUCCUCUCAUUCAUCUGGCUUCCGCUCUUUCUUCAAUGACGGCCUUCUUCGUCAAAACGUUCCCCUCGAAGAAUGAGGGCCAACUCUGUUUUUCUUUCUCCUCACGUGUGACUCCGUUGUCAUUCUUCUUCUUCUUAGUUGUUGCUAACGCGUACAUAAAACAAAAAAAAUGUGAAAGAUAUUUCCGUUGCGGGAAAGUAAUGUCGUGAGAGUGGUCAUCGCACCGGGGAAAACUGAUGUCGUAUCGUGAUGUCGUAACAUCACACCUUCCCAGUAGUGUUGCCAUACUGCAGUGGCCCUCCAUGCCAUGUGGGACCCUCCGAUGUUUGCGCUGUUGCUUUUGAUUUUUCCAUUCCAGUGCACAUUUUUCAUCCGAUGCAGCGUUGCUCUCGAUUGUAACUGGCACGCAACGCAGCACAGGAACAGUUCCUGUGUAGAUUAAAAAAACAAAACUUGUGGCGUGACGAAGUGGCCCCUCAACUGUGCAGGAAGUCACUCGCCCGUUGCCCCCCCCCCCCCCCCCACUAUUUUACCCCUCCACCACAAACCUCCAAAACUUUUUUUUAAUGAAGGAAAAGAGCCCACAAUUGCAUUUGUAAAGAAGCAAGAUAUCAUUAAACAUAUGAGAGGGUGUAAAUUUGCAAUGUUAUGUAUUCAAAUAUUUGAGAACAGUGGAGAUGCUAAAUGAGGCAUGUGGGGGCCCUAUUUGUGUAGAGAAUAUCCUAACUUUUACUCCAAUUGUGCUAUUGGUGUAAUGUCACGAGAUCGGGUGUCCUUUUCAGAACUCGCAGAGAAACAGUGCUUUGCCCCCUCGUGAGAGAACGUCCCUGUGGAAGGAGAUAUGAAAGAACUACUUCUAAGAUCCCUUCAAGUAAACGUUAUCGAGAGAAGUAAGGGGCGCCAAACUUUCCCACGCACCCAAUUUAGGGGGUCAAAAUUAUUUUCGAUUAUCAGAACCCAGAAUUUCUGCCAAAUAGAGCAGAAUAAUCAAAUGUAUUUCAAUUGAUUUUUGUUGUUGUGUGUGCAGUCCUUUAUAACCAGGCUGACAUCAUCAUCAUCUCACUAUGUUUGAGAACCAAAUGUAAUCACGGACCGCUGCGAAUCAGAUUCAAACCAAAGGUGUCAGCGGUGCCAGAGCUCCGAUCCCUGAGAUAUCCAGCCAUCAGAGUGAUCGCACUUUUGAACUUCAGUCCCACACCGCACUCUCUUUGCAUCAUGUGCAUGAACUAAAACCAAAUACCUCCUAUUAACUGCUGUCUAUGACGGAAGCACAGCAAAUACAUGGCUAUCCUCUGUACAAAUAUUGCAAACGUGCAGAAUAUUGCUACGGAAUGGAAAUUGUCUGAGGAUGUGAUUGUAUUUAGACAAAAGUGUUAUUUGCCUUUGCUGCCAAACUUUAUAAAAUUCCCUUUGUACAUGAUUAUAUAUUUUAACACAUAUAUUAAAUGAUGCAUAUAAAAUGUGAGACGAAUAGCAUACGUUCUUACAGUCGCAUAUAUUCAGCACCUUUAUCUUUUGAAGGUUUUGAACAUCAGACCAGCGACCUGUAGCACAUUCGCAGGUGAGCUGUGGUGUUUUCGAAUUCACACGCAAGGAAAGAAAAGAGCCUUGCCGUACCCGACCAAGGAAAAGACGAACUCUCCUCUUUCUCGUACAGUGGCCAACCCUCCCCUCUCCAUUGGUCGCGGUGCAGCACGGCAGCGGACAGCCGUCAGCCCCUACUCCCUGCCCUCUAAACUCCCUUGGUCGCGUGCCCACAGUUGGGAUCUUUCAAUCAGUGUUUUUUUUUACGUUUAACUUCUUUUGCACCGUACGUAGCCCACCGUGCUAAUCGGAGUUUGCGGGGGGGGUGGGGGGGUGGGAAGAACAACAAACUAAACACACAAAAAGUUGUUCUAAAGAAAUUAGUGUUCAACCUAGAGCAAUGAACUGUCAAUAUAGAAAACAAUAGUUUUCAAUCUAGGUUAGUUGUGUGCCAAUAAAGACCGAGCGAUGUUGACGGUGUGUGCCGUGUGCCGCGGGGAAUGUAAAAGGUUGAGAAGCACUGCGUUGGAGGGUGCCAUUGUUUAGCAACCUGCUAUGAAUACCCGAACAAGCACAAUACUUACAUUCAGCUGUUAAAAAAAACAUCAGCGUGGGGGCCCUCCUAUUUCAGAUCAACAAUAUUUCGGAGACCUCCCCGUGAUGUCACCUCAAUCUUGACCUAUGGCAUGUGCCCCGAACUUAAGUGUGGGAUUUCUUGGCAGGUAACAUUGACAAAAGUCGAUUGUUUAUACAGAAGGCACAGGGUGAAUUGUGACACAAUACAGUAAGAUGUAUUUAUGCUUCACCUACGCUGUUUUUUUAUGCCUUAAUCCUCUUAACAUUUACGCCCAAACCUCGUGCGGCACUUUGAAUAAACGUGGCUUGCCUGUGGCUAAUUCAGGACGAAUGUUAUUCACGAUUCUGACUACGCCCAUCGAAGACUGUUCACGUGCGAGUUUAUUCAACGCAAUGGUUGCUUGUCGGACAAUAUGAAAUGUGCGUCGAAUAUAGUUUACAAAACUUUCGUGAAUGAAAAUGCAUUUAUGUAGCUUAUUAACGUGUUCAUUUGAGUGUCAAGAGGGAGGCAAUAUGAUACAGGUGGAAGAACCUGUCAUCUGUUACAUGAAGACGAUUGUGACUGAGUGACUGAUGUAAUUGGAAUGGUGUUAUUGGGUUUCCCCUCCGCCCCCCAGGACAUCACUCAGUGAAUGUACCCAGCAGCACGGGCAUUACGGGUCAUGCCCCAUGUGUGGGUGGAAGCUCAGGCGACUUGGCAUCAAUUGAAAAUCUACUUAAUGGCAGGGCCUUCAUAAGAGACCGUCUCUACAAUAAUACAGUAAAGCUGCAGCCCUUGCAAAUGCUGACACCACUGGUGGCAGUGCUGACCCUGGUAAACCCAUUGAAACUGUUGAGGGGGGGGGGUGGGGGGCAGACUGAUGCGGGGGGUGGAGGGGAGAUUUAAGAAACUUGCCUAUUUCAAGCCCAGUCUACUAUAACCACCAGACCAGGGCAGCAGCCUCCAGACCUCGACAGCAGCGUGUCCCCCCCCCCCACCGUGUAGAUGCUUUGGGAAACGAGACUGCUUAAACCGCGGUGUGCCGUUCACUAAUGGCAACCGAUAAAGACUCGAGGGAGCAGGGGAUAAGAACGGCAGUGGGUUCUGUUGCCGGGGGUUCAACGGAACGCGUGACCUAAAGAUUCUGAAGGGCAUGAUUUUCAAAUGUGAUCAUCUGUGAUUUUAAGAAUACUAUUUAUAUUGUUUCAAACUUGACCAGUUGAAUAAUAUUAAGGAUCACAUUCAUGUACUGUAUACGAAAAAGUCACGCUUUGUUCAUCUUGCAUAGACUGUUACUGCAUGGAAACUGAAGAGAUGCUGGUGUGUAGGACAGCGUCAAUGAAUGGUUGUGCAAAAAAAAAAACUGGAUUAACGCACAUUUCUGUUUUAACGUAUCAUCUACAGAACAUUUAUGAUGAAAUAAUUUUUGUUUAUUUUUAUAGCAUUGUUAUUUACUCACAAUAAAGCCUUUAUACGAAACAUUCUA